This is a messenger RNA of Sesamum indicum (sesame), 432 nucleotides long. Lineage: Eukaryota; Viridiplantae; Streptophyta; Magnoliopsida; Lamiales; Pedaliaceae. The record is from RefSeq and is a predicted model, not a curated record.
AUGGCACUUGUUUUGCAGUUCUCAGUUUUGAUCAAUGCAAGUGCAUCAUUUACCACCAAAGUUGAUGAAGUUCCUGAUCCAAGCAUAAAGUGUGGUGAAUGUCCUUGUGUUAAUCCAUGCAGCCAGCAACUACCUCCUCCUCCACUGCCACCCCCUGCAUUGCCGCCGCCACCCCCACCGCCUGCACUGCCACCACCGCCACCAGAGCAGUAUUGUAGCCCACCACCACCAAGAUUUGUGUACACAGCCGGAACCAGCCCACCACCUCCACCGAGGUGGGUUUACAUGACUGCAGAUCCCAGACACUUGAAUCCAACCAAUGAUCCAUUCAGUCUACAGAUAUACACUAAUGCAGCACAAGAUCGUCUUACGAAUUUUAGGGUGUUUCCGUUGGUAAGCUGCAUAGCACUCAUAUUGAUGGUAUUUUGGUGA